Messenger RNA from Procambarus clarkii (red swamp crayfish), 1481 nucleotides. RefSeq names its product actin CyI, cytoplasmic. NCBI's taxonomy places the organism in Eukaryota, Metazoa, Arthropoda, Malacostraca, Decapoda, Cambaridae. The record is from RefSeq and is a predicted model, not a curated record.
UAUGGGGCCAUAGUAAGCAGGAGUAUACGGGCGGUAUAUAAGUGUGGUGAAGCAGGGGCGCCAUCUAGUGUACUUCACUCUCAGGAUACCACUCGGCUGUACCUCUAGCACCACUCCAACAUGUGUGACGAAGACGUGAGCCCCUUGGUUGUGGACAAUGGCUCCGGCAUGGUCAAGGCCGGCUUCGCCGGUGACGACGCUCCCCGCGCCGUCUUCCCCUCCAUCGUCGGCCGUCCUCGUCACCAGGGUGUGAUGGUCGGUAUGGGUCAGAAGGACGCCUACGUCGGUGAUGAGGCCCAGAGCAAGAGAGGUAUCCUGACUCUCAAGUACCCCAUCGAACACGGCAUCAUCACCAACUGGGACGACAUGGAGAAGAUCUGGCAUCACUCCUUCUACAACGAGCUUCGUAUUGCCCCUGAGGAGUCCCCAGUCCUCCUGACGGAGGCUCCCCUCAACCCCAAGGCCAACCGUGAGAAGAUGACACAGAUCAUGUUCGAGACCUUCAACACCCCCGCCAUGUACGUGGCCAUCCAGGCCGUGCUGUCCCUGUACGCCUCUGGUCGUACCACAGGUAUCGUGCUUGAUACUGGUGAUGGUGUCACCCACACCGUCCCCAUCUACGAAGGUUACUGUCUUCCCCACGCUAUCCUUCGUCUCGACCUGGCUGGCCGUGACUUGACUGCUUACCUUACAAAGAUCAUGACAGAGCGUGGUUAUUCCUUCACCACCACGGCUGAGCGAGAAAUCGUUCGCGAUAUCAAGGAAAAACUUUGCUAUGUCGCCCUCGACUUUGAGAACGAGAUGAAUAUUGCUGCUGCUUCUUCAUCUCUUGAAAAGUCCUACGAACUUCCCGAUGGUCAAGUCAUCACCAUCGGUAACGAACGUUUCCGUGCUCCCGAAUCUCUAUUCCAGCCUUCCUUCCUGGGUAUGGAAUCUGUCGGUAUCCAUGAGACCGUCUACAACUCCAUCAUGAGGUGCGACAUUGAUAUCAGGAAGGACCUGUUCGCCAACAACGUUUUGUCUGGUGGUACCACCAUGUACCCUGGUAUUGCUGACCGCAUGCAGAAGGAAAUCACAGCUCUGGCUCCCCCCACCAUCAAGAUCAAGAUCAUUGCUCCUCCCGAGCGUAAAUACUCCGUCUGGAUCGGUGGCUCCAUCCUGGCCUCUCUCUCCACCUUCCAGACCAUGUGGAUCACCAAGGAGGAAUACGACGAGUCCGGCCCAGGCAUCGUCCACCGCAAGUGCUUCUAAGAAGUACACUAUCGAAAUCACAUGUGAAUUGUUAUUAUUGUUAAUAUUUUAUCUAUAUGUUUCCUGCAUACAAUUUUUUGAAUGUGGGCAUAUCUGUUAACAACAAAAAUAAAAGUAAUUACUGUGGAAGAAAAUGUUGUAAUUAUAGUCCAUAUUUUUACGGUUUUAAAUUGCUCUGUAUACAUGGAAAAUAAUUAUAAGCGAGAAUGGAAAACAAGAGGUGCAUUAUA